UGGUCGUAUCGUAGCACCAAAUUAAACUUAACAAUGUCUCGUCUUACGAUUUUCUUCGUCAUCGCAUUGGCAUGUGAAGUAUUUGGCGAAGGUGCAGAGAAAGACUCUCGCCCGGCCCAAUCGGGCAUCAUUGGUGUGGGUGCCGCCCCAUUGCUUUCUGGUCUUGGAGGAAUUGGUCUGGGUGGAGCAGGUAUCGUCGCCGGCCCCGCACUCGCUGGUCCAGCAGUCGUCGCUGGCCCAUCACUUGCCGGUCCCGCUAUCAUCGGUGGCCCUACUAUCGGAAGUGGAGCAGCACUCAACAACGCCGCUGCCGUCGGUGCCGCACAACUCAGCGCCAUCCAAAACGCUCAAGCAGUCCAAGCUGCACAGAUCGCAAACUCCGCUGCUGCCGCCAUCCAAGGUGCUCGAGUAACCGAAGCUGCUGCGAGAGCCGGCCAAGUAAACGCUAUUAACAACGCCCAAGCCUUAGACGCAGCGCGUAUCGCCAACAUACAAAGAGCUCAAGCUGCAGCAUACGAGAACGCCAGAGCAGCGGAAGCCGCGAGACGCGCUGCCGCCGCUAGUGCUUUAGAACUCGGACGUGCUGCUGAAGCUGAACGUUUAGCCAAUGCAGCUCGAGUACAGGCGAUCGCUAUUGCAAACACUCGUGCCGUUGAAGCAUCUCGUAUUGCGAAUGCUGCCAGAGCUCAAGCUGCAGCUGUUGCCUCCACAGCCGCCCAAGCCCAGGCUGUCGCGGAUUCCGUAGCUAGAACCGCUAACGAUGGUGCUUUGUUGCUGGGUGGUGGUGGACUGGUAGGCAGUGGUCUCGUCGCUGCCGGCCCCGCAGUUGUCGCCGCUGGACCUGCAGUAGCUGCUGGUGUACCAGUAGCCGUCGGAGGUCUCGGCCUUGGAGGAUACGGUCUGAGUGGAUUAGGCUUAGGAGCUGGCAAAAUCAUCCACUAAUUUGGCGAUGUGUUUGAAGAUUACCAGUGAUGAAUUUCUUACAAUAAAUAGC
Achroia grisella is the source of this 994-nucleotide messenger RNA. Its product is annotated as elastin-like. The transcript has 3 exons. Bases 34 to 942 code for a protein of 302 amino acids. The record is from RefSeq and is a predicted model, not a curated record. NCBI's taxonomy places the organism in Eukaryota, Metazoa, Arthropoda, Insecta, Lepidoptera, Pyralidae.